This is a messenger RNA of Pygocentrus nattereri (red-bellied piranha), 1659 nucleotides long. Its product is annotated as E3 ubiquitin/ISG15 ligase TRIM25-like. Bases 7 to 1659 code for a protein of 550 amino acids. NCBI's taxonomy places the organism in Eukaryota, Metazoa, Chordata, Actinopteri, Characiformes, Serrasalmidae. The record is from RefSeq and is a predicted model, not a curated record. Gene Ontology annotation, molecular function: zinc ion binding; protein binding. The transcript is spliced from 6 exons.
UGUAAAAUGGCAGAGGCCAAUGUUUCAGUGGAUCAGUUCAGCUGUCCAGUUUGUCUGGAGCUCCUGAAGGAUCCAGUGACCGUUGCGUGUGGACACAGUUUCUGUAAGGUGUGCAUUAAUGGCUGCUGGGAUCAGGAGGUUCUGAAGGGGGUUUAUAGCUGCCCUCAGUGCAGACGCUCCUUCGCUCAGAGGCCUGUUGUGGGUAAAAACACCAUGCUGGCUGAAGUGGUGGAGAAACUGAAGAUGAUGGAGCUCCACCCUGCUUCUCCUGCUGGACCUGGAGAUGUGGAGUGUGACGUCUGCACUGGGAGAAAACUCAAAGCCCUCAAAUCCUGCCUGGUGUGUCUGGCCUCUUACUGUGAAACUCACCUCCAGCCUCAUUAUCAGUCUCCUGCCCUUAGGAAGCACAAGCUGGUCAAAACCUCCAGACGCCUCCAGGAGCAGAUCUGCUCUGAGCAUCAGAAACUGCUGGAGGUUUACUGUCGCACUGACCAGCAGUGUAUCUGCAUGCUGUGCACCAUGGAUGACCACAGAGGGCAUGAUACAGUAUCAGCUGCAGCAGAACGAGCUGAGAAACAGAAUCAGUUGGAAGAGAAUCAAAGGAAAUACCAGCAGAAAAUCCAGACGAGAAAGAAGGAGCUUGAGGAACAAAGGAAUGCUGUAGCAUCUUACAAGAGCUCUGCUCAGGCAGCACUGGAGGACACCGAGAGGAUGUUUACUGAGCUGAUCUGCUGCAUUGAGAGAAAACGCUCUGAGAUAUCAGAGCUGAUCAGAGCUCAGGAAAAGGCUGCAGUCAGAGAAGCUGAAGGAGUCCUGGAGAGACUGGAGCAGGAGAUUGCUGAGCUGAGGAGGAGAAAUACUGAGCUGGAGCAGCUUUUACUCACUGAGGACCAUCUCCAUUUCCUCCAGAGUUUCAUGUCUCUCUCGGCUCCUCCUGGACCUGCAGACUUUCCCUCCAUCACUGCCCGUCCUGUCCACUCUUUUGAGGAGGUAGUGAAAUCUGUACCUCAGCUGAGGGACAAAGUGGGAAAGCUCUGUGAAGAGGAGAUCAGAAAAACAUCACUUAAUGUGAAAGAAAUCCGGAUGAUUGAACCCCAAAGCCGAGAGAAUUUUCUAAAAUAUUCCUGUGAGCUCACGCUGGAUCCAAACACAGCAAAUAAACGCCUUCAUCUGUCUGAGGGGAACAGGGUGGUGACCCGCAGUAACACAGUCCAGCUGUAUCCUGACCAUCCAGACAGAUUUGAUGUUUGUUCUCAGGUUCUGUGUAGAGAGAGUGUGAGUGGACGCUGUUACUGGGAGGUUGAGUGGAGUGGGAGUGGGGGUGAGGGGGUUAAUAUAGCAGUGUCAUAUAAAAACAUCAGCAGAAAGGGAGGUUCUGAAUGUGGCUUUGGAUAUAAUGACCAGUCCUGGAGUUUAGUCUGUUCUCCCUCCAGUUACUCAUUCAGACGCAACUUCAAAGAGACUGUAAUCCAUAUCGAGCCCAGAUCCUGUAGAAUAGGAGUGUAUGUGGACUACAGUGCAGGAACUCUGUCCUUCUACAGCGUCUCUGAUACAAUGACCCUCCUCCAUAGAGUCCACACCACAUUCACUCGCAGCAUCUACCCUGGGUUUACAGUUUAUCCAGGAUCAACACUUAAAUUGUGUUGCCCAAGUCGCUAG